This is a messenger RNA of Triticum dicoccoides, 906 nucleotides long. RefSeq lists its product as uncharacterized. Gene Ontology annotation, cellular component: exocyst. The record is from RefSeq and is a predicted model, not a curated record. The transcript has a single exon. Lineage: Eukaryota; Viridiplantae; Streptophyta; Magnoliopsida; Poales; Poaceae. Gene Ontology annotation, biological process: exocytosis. Gene Ontology annotation, molecular function: phosphatidylinositol-4,5-bisphosphate binding. The coding region runs from base 1 to 906 and encodes 301 amino acids.
AUGCUCGGCUUCGUGGAUGUCAUCGUCACCGUCCUCGAAGGGGAGAGGCUACAGGCCGUCCUUGACAUGUUUACCUGUGUCUGUGGUGCGUCGCACAUGUUUACGGCGGUCAUGGUCUCUCGAGAAGGCCAGAGCAUUUUCAACGAGAUAGACAGCCUGUUAGAGAGACUACGAAACAGACUCGUAGCAAGCACGAUGGAGGAGGUGUGGACACUCGUUGAGGAAGAUGACUCAUGGGCUAUCGAGAUCCCACGAGGAGGAGGCGACGUUCACAAGAACACUCGGUUCACCAUGGAUUGCAUGCUAUCCAUGAUAAAUGCACAGACUUCAACGCGACAUUUUGCACCGAGCCACAACUCUGAAAACCACAUUGGUGGCCUGAUCGAUGGCACAAUUGAUUAUCUCAACGGUUUGCUCUUCACAAAAUCAGAGUCAUGCUCGGAUCAAAGCCUCCGGUAUCUGUUCCUGCUCAACAAUUCCUAUUUCGUAGCUCAUGUGGUGUACGAGUCAUCAGGAUCGUUCAUUCCUGAUGUUCCCUGGGACCUCACACUUAAGCUUACGCCUGAAUGUACGAAGUACAUGGAUAGUUACCUCAAUGUUUCCUGGGGACCUGUGCUCUCCUGCAUACCAAAAUUGAGAUCUCCUGGGUUGAUCCAUCAUUUGAUCAACACCCCUUCACUGGCCAAAUUCGAGUCGGCAUUUCACAAAACCUACCAGGCUCAGAAGUUCUGGAAGGUUCCGGACCCUAAGCUCAGAGAUGUACUGCGGAGGGCUAUCACUGAAAGAGUCAUUUCAGGUUACCGCGACUACCUGGAGGAGCAUCCGGAGCUAGAGAAGCACGUUGGCCGCGAAAGCAGCAGUCCGGACGGUUUAGAGGAGAUGUUGGGAGAACUAUUUGAAGGAUGA